AUGGAGAUGGAUUCAGUGGGUGAGUGUGGAGACAAAAGCCUCUGUGCUGUGUCCAUUCACAGCUCCAGAGGACCUUCAUUACAGAGCGAGCAGGUCCUGUCAGCGUCUUUUCAUUUCAUGCUCCCAUAUCCCAUGCUGGUGUCCAAACGGCCCGCUUCGUCGCCUGUCAGACAGAAGGCACUCUUGGGGGUGGAGGAGUCCUCGUAUCUCCACUCUUCUUGGGCGUCGAGGCGGGAGAGGCCAGGCAGAAAAAAACAGGGGAAGAAUCGUGUUUGCCAUCAACAGCUCAAGAGAGUAGCAUGGCAGCAAGAUUGA
Messenger RNA from Knipowitschia caucasica, 315 nucleotides. The record is from the annotation of a GenBank genome assembly. NCBI's taxonomy places the organism in Eukaryota, Metazoa, Chordata, Actinopteri, Gobiiformes, Gobiidae.